Molecule: messenger RNA, 1545 nt
Organism: Scomber japonicus (chub mackerel)
Lineage: Eukaryota; Metazoa; Chordata; Actinopteri; Scombriformes; Scombridae
Product: brain-specific angiogenesis inhibitor 1-associated protein 2-like protein 1
Exons: 14
Coding region: 28-1545 (505 amino acids)
Biological process (GO): actin crosslink formation; actin filament bundle assembly; plasma membrane organization
Cellular component (GO): cytosol; nucleoplasm
Molecular function (GO): protein binding
Source: RefSeq, a predicted model, not a curated record
GGACGUCGCGAAGGAUCUAACUUAAACAUGUCGCGGGGCGCGGAGGAGGUGAACAAGCUCACUGAAAGUACAUACAAGAAUGUGAUGGAACAGUUCAACCCAGGACUGAGGAACCUGGUCAACCUCGGCAAGAACUAUGAGAAAUCAGUGGCUGCAAUGACCCUGGCGGGAAAGUUGUAUUUUGAUGCAAUGUCUAAGAUUGGGGAGAAUGCUGCAGUGUCUCCUGUCUCCAGAGAAUUAGGUGUAGUGCUGAUGGGGAUCUCAGAAGUCCACAGGAACGUUCAUCUUGAGCUUGAGGAAAAUUUUAAGAGGUUCCACAGGGAGAUCAUAACUGAGCUGGAGAGAAAGACUGAGAUGGAUGUCAAAUACAUGACAGCUACAUUUAAGAGGUACCAGGUGGAGCACAAGAUGAAGCAGGACUCUCUUGAGAGGUCCCAGUCAGAGCUGAAGAAGCUGAGACGAAAGAGCCAAGGCAAGAACGCCAACAAGUAUGAAAACAAGGAGAGUGAGUGCCUGGAAACGUUGACGAGCCGUCAGAUGGAGAUGCAGUUGUUCAUCGCAGACGGUUGCAAGGAAGCUCUGCUGGAGGAGAAGAGACGCUUCUGUUUCCUGGUGGACAAACACUGCAUGUUUUCCUACCAGUUUGCAAACUUCCAUGACAAGGCCAGAGACAUGCUGACGGAAAAGCUAAGCAGCUGGCAGGACCAGUGCAGUGAUGCCUCCAACAUGCCCGAGACCAUCUUGUCCAUGAUCGAGGGACUGCGCACGCCAGUUUCCAUAACACCGUUGCCCUCUCCUUCUCCCUCACGACACAGCGUGAACAUGUCUGCACCUCCAGCUCCACUUCUAAAGGCCCAGACCAGCCCACUGGUUAACAUGUUCACCCAGGAGAACAACACCAGUGCAGCCAGCACAACUCACAACAGUACAGACCAUGGGAACAGUGAGGAGGGCAGUCUGGCCAGAUCUGUGUCUGUCGCCACGGGUCUAAACAACAUAGUGAAGAGGCCACGUGUGCGCACAAUCUUCCCCCACACAGCCGGGAACAACAACACACUGCUCAGCUUUGACGAGGGAGAAGUCAUCGUCUUGCUCAUCCCGGACGAGAAAGACGGGUGGAUGUAUGGCGAACUGGAGAAGAAUGGAAAGAGGGGCUGGUUCCCUUCAUCAUACUGCCGUGCAUUCUCUGAGCCACUCGUGAAUAACAACAGUGUGUCUGCCGCUCCGUACCGCAGUAGGAGUGUGGUCAACCUUCACCACCAGGACACAGAGACAGACGAGGCUACCAUGGUCCUUCCUCCAGCGGAUUACUGUGACAGCCCGCAGCGCAACCCCACCAAGAACAGCAACAUCACCACAAUUAACAACCAUCAGCACUCCCCCACACCCUCUGCAGCGUCCUCCUGCUCGUCUGAUCAGACCACGACAAUCCAGUCUAAUGGCAUCUCAAGACCUCCGCCUGCUUUCCUCGCGGGAGGAAACCCAUUCGCCACAGUCAGGCUACGUCCAACUGUCACCAAUGACCGCUCUGCACCCGUCAUUUGA